Molecule: messenger RNA, 1430 nt
Organism: Grus americana (Whooping crane)
Lineage: Eukaryota; Metazoa; Chordata; Aves; Gruiformes; Gruidae
Gene: RAB20
Product: RAB20, member RAS oncogene family
Exons: 2
Coding region: 179-871 (230 amino acids)
Biological process (GO): intracellular protein transport
Cellular component (GO): endomembrane system
Molecular function (GO): GTP binding; GTPase activity
Source: RefSeq, a predicted model, not a curated record
GAGCUGGAGCCGGGGCCGGAUCGCGGCGGCUCCGGCGGAGCCCCCGAAGUUUGCGCUGCCCGCGGAAGGCGGCCCUCGUCCCGCCGCUUCCGGGGCUCCGCCGCGCCAGGCGGAGCGGCCCGGCCCGGGGGAAGGAGGCGGGCGGGAGCCGGCCGCCGGCAGGACGAGUCGGGCCGCGAUGAAGAAGCCGGACGGGAAAGUGGUGCUGCUGGGGGACAUGAACGUGGGCAAGACCUCCCUGCUGCACCGCUACAUGGAGAGGCGCUUCCAGGAGACGGUCAGCACCGUCGGCGGCGCCUUCUACCUGAAGCAGUGGGGGCCGUACAACAUCUCCAUCUGGGACACGGCAGGACGGGAGCAGUUUCAUGGCCUCGGGUCUAUGUACUGCAGAGGAGCAGCUGCCGUGAUCCUCACGUAUGAUGUGAACAGCCUCCAAAGCCUGACAGAGCUGGAAGAAAGAUUCUUGGCACUGACAGACAGUGCGAGUGCCGACUGCAUUUUUGCUAUUGUUGGAAAUAAAGUUGACCUCACCGAUGACUGUGCUUUACCACCGGAUGAAAAUAGACCUGAGAAGUCUGUUGCCAGCUGUGGCUCGAAGGUGCGAAAACAAGUCCGUGCGGAGGAUGCGAUCGCGCUCUACAAAAAGAUACUGAAAUACAAAAUGCUAGAUGAGAAGGAUGUUCCAGCAGCUGAAAAAAUGUGCUUUGAGACCAGUGCAAAAACAGGAUACAAGGUGGACUACCUCUUUGAAACUGUGUUUGAGAUGGUAGUCCCAAUAAUUGGACGGCAGAAAGCUGAGGGGCCGCCGCAAACUGUAGACAUUACUGACUACAAGCCAGCAAAAAGGACAAAAUCUGGUUGUUGUGCCUGAACCAUGUACAUGGCAUAGAGAAGGGGAGGGAUUGUUUGCUCCAACAAACCGAGGAGUAACAAGUUCUUGCAGGUCACCAGAAAGGAAAAGUCAAACAAUAAAUAGACUAAAAUAGUGUAUAUGGAAAAAACCCGCAAAUCUUCUGACCAUUAAAGAUUUACGGGAAGCUCUGUGUAUGAAAAUAGGAAUGUGAAUGCAAUUAUGGAGGGAAGACUUGCCGGUUUCCAAGGGCUCUGAAGACAAAUGGUGUGUUAGUACAAUUGGUAGCGACAAUCAUUUGAACAGUUUUGAAGGAGUCUGAUUUUAAAUGACUCGCCAUUUCAUGUUGCAUGUAAAUGAUCUGUUUGUGUACUCUUGACAGCUUUCAUGUGAUUAUCAUCUUUUGUGAUUCUAACUUUGAAGAUUGAACACAUGGUACUUUUUUAUUCUUCAGAGGAAAAAAAAGAAAAUCCAGGUAUAAUUUAUAUUUGUAGCUAAUAAAUCAAUUACAGUCUUUUUAUGUCAGGUAUGACAGUGUAAGAUUCAGAAGCUGAACUAUUAAAAUCACUGUGGAUACGUA